UACUGAUUAUCAUUAUAUACUUGUGCCUCAUUUUCAGCAAGAAGAAAAGAAACCAACUGGUUUGGUUUUUUUAAUAAGAAAUGAAUAGCUGUCAAAGAAAGUCAGUUUGUGAAAGAAGAAUCUCCUCAAGAUAGGGGUCAAAGUAUCCAAUAUCUACAAACAAAUCAGAAGAAUUUCCAAGUCAAGAGUUAUUUGCCUUCAAAGUAGGGAUGCUGGAGGAGUAAAUAUUUUUAUACACAUUGAGGGUUGAAGGUUUAUAAGCUACUGUGUUAUCAAUCUGCCAGAGAGGAAUAAGAGAGAGAGAGAUGGCAAGUUCUCUGGAGAUUGCCGCCCCAGACAGGAGCCAAUCUGAAUUCGAGAAAAAGGUGGAUGAGGAGAACGACAAUCCAAUUGAGGAAGUGAGGCUCACUGUUCCAAUAACAGAUGACCCCUCAGAACCAGCUUUAACAUUCAGAACAUGGGUUCUUGGAAUGAUAUCUUGCUGCCUUCUUGCUUUCAUAAACCAAUUCUUUACGUAUCGCCAAAAUCAGUUGUACGUUGGUUCAGUUACAGUUCAAAUUGUUGUCCUCCCAGUUGGAAAGCUGAUGGCAAGAACUCUUCCGAAAAAGAAAUUCCAAGUCCCUUUCACAAACUGGUCUUGUUCGAUGAAUCCCGGGCCGUUUAGUAAGAAAGAGCAUGUAUUGAUCACUAUUUUUGCUGGCUGUGGAGCAAGUGGUGUCUAUGCAGUAAAUAUCAUUACUAUUGUCAUGGCUUUUUACCACAGGAACCUGCAUAUUAUAGCAGCACUUCUUCUGGCGCAAACAACUCAGUUGCUUGGAUAUGGAUGGGCUGGCAUAUUCAGGAAAUACCUAGUUGAUUCACCUUACAUGUGGUGGCCAACAAACUUGGUCCAGGUCUCUCUAUUCAGGGCACUGCAUGAAAAGGAAAAGCGAGCUAAAGGAGGGCAUACUAGGCUACAAUUCUUUCUCGCUGUUUUCGUUUUUAGCUUUGCUUACUAUCUCAUUCCAGCCUAUCUUUUCCCUUCGAUAUCUGCUGUUUCUUUCGUUUGUCUGAUAUGGAAGAACUCGAUCACUGCUCAACAGAUCGGUUCAGGGCUUAAAGGCAUGGGAUGGGGAUCAUUUGGCCUUGAUUGGUCUACUAUUGCUGGCUUCUUAGGCAGUCCUCUAGCUACACCCUUCUUUGCCAUUGCCAAUAUCUUAGGUGGAUUUGCCUUGUUUCUUUGGGUUCUUGUUCCAAUAGCUUACUAUCUUAAUCUGUUUGAAGCAAAACGAUUUCCCAUCUUUUCUAAUAAAACUUUCGACUCCACUGGUCAAAUCUACAACAUUACCAGAGUUCUCAAUCCUCAAACUUUUGAAAUCGAUCGCAACGCCUACAAUAACUAUAGCAAACUCUACCUCAGUGUCAUGUUUGCCUUUGUAUAUGGGUUGAGCUUUGCUACUCUUACAGCUUCUAUUUCUCACGUUGCGCUCUUUGAUGGAAAAACGAUUUGGAAAAUGUGGAAGAAAACAGCUUCAAAAGAUGGUAAGAAUGGGGAUGUACACACAAGGUUAAUGAAGAAGAACUAUAAAGCAGUCCCUCAAUGGUGGUUCCAAGUAAUCUUGAUUGCGUCGAUGGGUUUGGCACUCUUUGCUUGUGAAGGAUUUGGCAAACAACUUCAACUCCCAUGGUGGGGACUUCUGUUUUCUUGUUUUAUUGCCUUCUUUUUCACAUUACCGAUCGGGAUAAUUCAAGCAACAACUAAUGUGCAACCAGGGCUAAAUGUGAUCACGGAGUUGAUAAUAGGGUACUUGUACCCAGGGAGGCCUCUCGCUAAUGUGACUUUCAAGACCUAUGGUUACAUCAGCAUGACGCAAGCUCUUGGUUUCGUACAAGACUUCAAAUUAGGCCACUAUAUGAAAAUUCCUCCGAGAUCAAUGUUCAUCGUUCAGUUAGUGGGAACAAUAGCCAGUUCAUCAGUCUACUUUGGCACAGCAUGGUGGCUUCUAUCCAGUGUGAAGCAUAUCUGUGAUCCAAGUCAACUACCUGAAGGUAGUCCAUGGACAUGCCCUGGUGACGAUGUGUUCUACAAUGCUUCAAUCAUAUGGGGCGUCGUAGGUCCACUAAGAAUGUUUGCAAACCUUGGUUUCUACCCGCAGAUGAAUUGGUUCUUCCUUGUUGGCCUGCUUGCUCCAGUUCCAGUAUGGUGGCUCUCGCGCAAGUUUCCUGAGAAAAGAUGGAUCAGGCUGAUUCAUAUGCCAAUUAUCCUGGGAGCUACCGGUGGCAUGCCACCGGCAAGGGCUGUGCACUAUAUCAUGUGGGGUGCCGUUGGAAUUAUCUUUAACUUCUACAUUUACAGGAAGUACAAGGGAUGGUGGGCUAAGCAUAACUACAUUUUAUCAGCUGCACUAGAUGCUGGCGUUGGUUUCAUGGGAGUAGCCCUUUAUGUCACCCUUCAGUCUAAGGAUAUCUUUGGUCCAGGCUGGUGGGGUCUGGAAGCCAGCGACCAUUGUCCGUUGGCAUCGUGCCCUACAGCGCCCGGAAUCAAGGUCAAGGGAUGCCCAGUUUUUUGAAUUGCUUAAGGAGUCCUUUAAUUAUGAUGACAAAAUAGACCUUGUACAUAGUUUCAAAGGCAUAGCCUCACAAAGGAGAUAACUUUGUCCUAAUGAAUCUUCUCAGCAUUCUCAAGAAAGUAAUUACAAGUUUGAUUUCAAGCAAAAAUGACGGAUCAGUAGUGUUUUGAUCA
Messenger RNA from Tripterygium wilfordii, 2722 nucleotides. Its product is annotated as oligopeptide transporter 1-like. NCBI's taxonomy places the organism in Eukaryota, Viridiplantae, Streptophyta, Magnoliopsida, Celastrales, Celastraceae. The transcript has 8 exons. The record is from RefSeq and is a predicted model, not a curated record. Bases 306 to 2549 code for a protein of 747 amino acids. Gene Ontology annotation, molecular function: oligopeptide transmembrane transporter activity. Gene Ontology annotation, biological process: transmembrane transport.